AUGCCCACAAAGAGUAAAUUCACCUAUAAGCCAAUGGAAAAGAACUCGUCCAUUAACGUCAAGGACCUUGUCGAUGACAUGGAUAACUCGUCCAUAAACAUCUUCAAGAUGUACCAGCGGAAGCACUAUUUGCCCUACAAUAAGCGGAUCUCCAACAUGGCCUGGCGGAUCCAAAACCGCAAAGUUUUGAGUUCUCGUAGACCAUCUGAUCCCACUUGCGAAGACUUCGACUACGUGGCGCACAUCCGUCGAAUUGGCCAGCGCGACGAGUUUGCUACCACCGGUGCCCGCCCCAUCAACCCGUCUCCUCCCAGCCUUUCCUACCCCCAUGGCGGAUCCAACCAUGGCGGGUCGAUUCUCAGCACCAGCGCCGGGUCCGCAGGCACCGUGUCGGCGGCCCCACCAUUCAAGAACAGCCCACCCGAGUCGCUCAAGUCCAACCGCAACUUUUUGUCGUCCUACAUCAAUUCGCUCGAAAGCUCGUUGAAAAAUGACUAUAAACUCAACGACUUUGACACCGCCAGUAGCGCGUUCCCGGCCGCUGGCCCCUCCACCACCUCCAACAGCUUCCAGAGCAUCACGCCACCCAAGAGCGUGGGGUCGAAGAAGUCACCUGGUGAAGAGGUGGCCUUUGGCGGCCCUAAAAAGCUUCUUCAGUGCUCUAAUUGCCAAACCAAAACCACCCCGCUCUGGCGUAAGUCCAACAACGGCGACUUGUUGUGCAAUGCCUGCGGGCUUUUUUACAAGUUGCACGGGGUGUUGCGGCCGUUGAAUACCAACUCCAAGCAGAGCCCCAAUCAACCGAUACACCCACAGCAGCACUCAAAUUUAUACAACACCCUUCAUGGAAACGCCGCCAAGGGACCACCUCCCCAGGCCCAGCAGGUGCCGCCCACCACCAAUGCGGGAAACUUGCAUUCGUUCUCGGCCUCCAAUCCUUUUGGCAACACCCUCAUGAACCCUUCGCAAGGCUUCAAUCACUUUAAUGACGAUCACUUAUCCCAGUCGCUCCCAUCAUUCCGUAACGAUUCGGUGAUUCUGAACACAAACACCAAUCUUUUCAACGACUUGAACUUGAAUCCGGACAUGGAUCUUGAUAAGGACGACGAAAUAGACCGGUUGCUCAACAUGAACUUGUUUCAAACAGACAACUUUACAAUAGGCCUCGACAAGGACGGGGCCAGAAAGCCAGAGGUGUUGGAGAUGCAUGACGAGAUUAUGACUGAUCCCCACGACAAGCAGUGGAACUGGUUGGACUUUGGUCCCACCACAUAGGCUUAUAAAGGCUUACGAUUAACGAAUGUAGCAUAUUUAGGGUAUUUAUUAUAUGAAGAGACGACGUUUGAUA
Yamadazyma tenuis ATCC 10573 is the source of this 1348-nucleotide messenger RNA. RefSeq lists its product as uncharacterized. The record is from RefSeq and is a predicted model, not a curated record. NCBI's taxonomy places the organism in Eukaryota, Fungi, Ascomycota, Pichiomycetes, Serinales, Debaryomycetaceae. Gene Ontology annotation, molecular function: DNA-binding transcription factor activity, RNA polymerase II-specific; RNA polymerase II cis-regulatory region sequence-specific DNA binding; zinc ion binding. Gene Ontology annotation, biological process: positive regulation of transcription by RNA polymerase II; negative regulation of transcription by RNA polymerase II.